Molecule: messenger RNA, 783 nt
Organism: Torulaspora delbrueckii
Lineage: Eukaryota; Fungi; Ascomycota; Saccharomycetes; Saccharomycetales; Saccharomycetaceae
Gene: DCI1
Product: putative dodecenoyl-CoA isomerase DCI1
Exons: 1
Coding region: 1-783 (260 amino acids)
Biological process (GO): fatty acid beta-oxidation
Cellular component (GO): peroxisomal matrix
Source: RefSeq, a predicted model, not a curated record
AUGCGGCUGUUUGUCACGAUCACUAUUGAUGAUCCCUUAAAGUUGAACUCACUGUCGUUCGACAGCUUUACAGAGAUAGCCAGACUGUUACAAAUGGCUGAAGAGGAUAACGAAGUGGUUGCCACAGUCCUCCAAAGUACAGGUGAGUUUUUUUCUGCUGGAGGAAAGUUCGAGUCAAUCAAAGAUAUAGACAAGACGGGGGUCCGGGAAAGGGAGGAUCGUUUGAGAGCAGAGAUCGCCGCUAUGAAUGUUUAUGUGGCCGACGUCUUUGCACACCAUACUAAGCUACUUGUUUGCUGCUUAAAUGGACCUGCCAUUGGCUUAGCUGCCUCGCUAGUCCUGCUGUGUGAUAUGGUUUAUGCUAUGAAUGAAUCGGUUUAUGUACUCCUUCCGUUUACUUCGUUGGGAUUUGUAGCAGAGCUGGGGUGCUCUGUGACUGUGCCCUCAAAAUUGGGUGUGAAUCGAGCCAACGAGCAUUUCUUCUUCAGCACUAGAAUCGGCUAUGAUGAAAUGAUUCAGUCCCGCAUGAUUUCACAGAAUUUCAACCUUCCCAAGGGUUCCACUAAAGAAUUCAAUCAUCGAGUGCAUGAAUUGCUGGACCAAUCGCUCAAGGGCAACAAUAGACAGGCGAUGCUCAACAUCAAGCGGUUGCUGAAUAGCGGCGAUGCGCUAAUCAAGGCGCAAAGUCGUGAAACGAAUACUACGUUGCCCUUCUGGUUGAAAGGUGAGCCUUUCAAAAGAUUUGAGCAGCUUCAAUCCAAACAGAGGAAACAUCGGUUGUAA